AUGCUCACCUCGGCCAACCGCCGAAUCACCGUCCAGAUCCCCGACGAUAGUCCGCCUCGCGACUUGUCCAGGUCCGACACCCUCGUCAGCACGUCGUCCUCCUACUAUCCUCCCCAGUCCGCCAUUGACAAGAGUCCCGAGUCCUUGCUGGGUUCUCAGACACCGUCGCAACGGAAACCGCUCCAGCGACCUCCAAUCAACCUAUCUCUUCGCCGACGCCCGCCCCCGCAGCCUCUGGAGACCACGAAGCUCGAAACCGUGGCUCAGGAACGCCGUUCUUGGGACCCGUUCGAGGAACAGGAAAAGCCACACACACAGCCCGAGGCGGCCGAUCAGAAGCCCACGUCUGCGGGUCUCCAGAUCAACAUCCAGCUGGAAAAACCGUACAUCGACCUCAUAAGCUCGGUCUCGUCGUCGCCAGAAGCGUCCCCGUCCCAGUCUCACGAGCAGGAAUCGGAGACCCCCACGCAAGAGCUUUUUUCAGGCAAGCUUCGUGCCGAGCAAUUAUUCAGUUACGAGCCAGCAGACACCGAAGCACAGCCACAGCAGCCGUCAGAGCCGGACAACGAGCUGUACUUCUCGCCGCCGUCGUACAACUUCCAGAACCAGUCGUCCGAGUCCGACCAGUACUUCGACGUGCACGAGACUCGCUCGGAGAUCAGCACAGACGAGUCCAUCAACGACGAGCUGUAUCCUACCGAGCCGCGCAAUACAACGUUGCGCGUGCAGAACGCCGACUCCGAGAGCACAGAAUACAAUGUCAGCGAGAGCUCCGGCCCUCUGUACCGCCAGCAAUCGAUCGACUCCAAGCCCAGAACCACACAGAUUAUACAAGACGACGACGACGACGACGAUUCCGGAGUCAGCUUCAUAGCCAAGCCGCUGAAUUACACGCACUUCGACGUGGACGAAAAACAGCCGCAGCAGAAGAUGGUGGUGACCAACCCGUCGCUCGAGGAGUCGCCGCCGCUCUCGACCUAUGACCGGCGCGAGACCCCGACAGUGGUUCCUCUUUCGCACUCCAACGUGGUGCAGCCCGCGCAGCCGGUCUCCGGAGCCGUCCAGGCGAAGAAGAGACCGCCUCCCGACAACCCGUCGACCGGCCGCGGCGCGCGGGCGGUGUCGAUGUCGACUGCGCAGCCCGAGCUUUUCGAGACGUUGAAGCAGCCAAAUGCGGUGCCGAAAAACGCCAGGCCCGACACCGAAACAGAAGCAGACGACAGCGAGCUGCACAAGCCGUCCCUGUACGUUUACCGGCUGCGCACGGCCGCAGCAACAACGUACGUGGACAAAAACCCAAGCACCAACAUCCUGCCAAUAGCUAUACGGAAAAAUAAAGGCCAGCAUUCGCGCACUGCCUCGCGGCAAUCCUCGCUGUUUUCGUACCAGGCGGCCAUCAAGCACGGCGUGCAGCAUCCUGGGCUGCUUGCGUCGGAGAUCGAUGACGACGAGCUGCCGGACUCGAAGCUCAGCCAUUCGACCGGAAACACCAAGAUCCCGCAGGACCCAGACGCAGAGGUGCUCGAGGUCGCGGACCAGCUAAAACGGCUAACGGCGUCCGACGAGGGUCUGAGACGGAUGGCCAGCGUGCGCAGCGUCCAGCCUCCGCAGCCGCGGCUCAAGCUGUUUGUUGCCAACCCUGACGAGUAG
This is a messenger RNA of Ogataea angusta, 1650 nucleotides long. RefSeq lists its product as uncharacterized. Bases 1 to 1650 code for a protein of 549 amino acids. The transcript has a single exon. The record is from RefSeq and is a predicted model, not a curated record. Lineage: Eukaryota; Fungi; Ascomycota; Pichiomycetes; Pichiales; Pichiaceae.